AUGCCGAUGCACGCUCAACGUUUGAUCAUUGAACAGGCUUUUAUGACAAAAACGGGAGCCUCACAUCCUCCCAGCUCUCCGCAGAGGACGGCCAAUUCUCUCAUGAACAUCAGCAAGGUGCUGAUCCUCGAGACGCUCUACGAGCUGCUGCUCAACGGCCAGACAAACCGAGUUUCGUUAGUGAGACUCCAAGCCGAUGUCAAUGACCACCCCAUGACGAAGCAGCUGGCGCACCAAUGGCAGACACUCAAGAUUAACGAUAUUCUGGACGUGAUCAAGCUGCUGUUUCCCAAGCAAACGUCGCUAAGCGACGGCCAGAUUAUCUUCUACAACCUGCAGAUAGUCGAAAUCCGCGACACGCUGCUCGACGUGGUGCGCGAGUGCCAGGACACGCUAGUCAAGGACGUGAAGCAGCUGGAGCAGCAGUACCAGGCCAUCAAGAGCCACGACGACAUGAAAAUACGCCGGGAGCGCAUCAUGGGCAUGUACCGCGACACCAUCCUUGCGAAGCUGCAGAGCUUCCAGCACUUCCACCGCCUCUACAGCAAGCUGGACCCGAGCCCAGUUGUGCGUGACAUGAUGGACCUGGAGCGCAUCAAGGCCACCUCCAUCGAAAACCUCUCCCACCUCCAGCACAUCCUCCAGAAAUGCGUCACCGACAGCGUCAUGACCACCAAGGCUGGCUCCGACCGCUACCGCGAGAUAAUCCUUUCCCAGGGCGAACUGGACGACACCGUGAAGUUUGUGCGCUAUGCGAUGGACAAUUAA
Molecule: messenger RNA, 768 nt
Organism: Eremothecium gossypii ATCC 10895
Lineage: Eukaryota; Fungi; Ascomycota; Saccharomycetes; Saccharomycetales; Saccharomycetaceae
Gene: EAF5
Product: Eaf5p
Exons: 1
Coding region: 1-768 (255 amino acids)
Source: RefSeq, marked provisional